This is a messenger RNA of Ananas comosus (pineapple), 1584 nucleotides long. RefSeq lists its product as uncharacterized. The transcript has a single exon. The record is from RefSeq and is a predicted model, not a curated record. Lineage: Eukaryota; Viridiplantae; Streptophyta; Magnoliopsida; Poales; Bromeliaceae. Bases 88 to 426 code for a protein of 112 amino acids.
AGAGAGAAUAAAGGGGGCAGGGGCGGGGGUGGUAUAAUAAUAAUAAUAAUAAUAAUAAUAGUCAGUGAAAUAUAUAUCCAGAUAUAUAUGGCGGGUCUACAGCGGUCGAGCGAGACGUUUCGGAGGUCGGGAUCGUCGGGGCUGGUGUGGGAGGACCGAUUCCUGCCGGGGGAGGCGGAUUCGGGCGGCGGCGGCGGCAACAACGACAACAACAACAACAAGGGGGCCCGUGGUCAGGAGGAGCGGGCGGCGUCGUCCUCGGCGUCCGUGGAGCGCACCCGAUCCAACGGCGGCUAUCGGACGGGUCGGGUGUCUCCGGCUCUGGACCCGCCCUCCCCCAAGGUCUCCGUCUGCGGCUUCUGCACCUUCUUCGGGAAGCCCCGCCCCAACUCCGACGCCAACAGCCGCCGCCGCCGCCGCCGCUAGCUGCUCUCUCUUCAGUGAUUUUGGGCUCGAUUCCUCCACCUCCCCCCUCCCACCUUUUUUUCCUUUUUCUUUUCUUUUUUUUUCUUUUUUUUGAGAAAAUUUUCCUUUUCCUUUUCCUUUUCCUUUUUUUUUUUUUUUUUUUUUUUUUUUUUUUUUUUUUGCUUUUUUAGUUUUAUUUUCCCUUCGAUCUGCUAUAUAAUAUAAUAUAAUAUAAUAUAAUAUAUAGAUUUCGUAGUUUAGUUUGUAUAAGAUUAUAAACAUCAUUGGUGUUCCCAGCUGACAAACUUCUGAAUAUAUCAUGUCCGCUUUCUGGCUCACCGUUCCAUUUCUUCUGUGGGUAUUAUUGAGGCGGCGCCUGCUGAAUUCUACAGCAGAAAAUUAAGAGAAAGGAGUGGGAGGGAAGGAAAAAACAAAGAAAUUCCUGGAAUUCGACAGGCGAGGAAGAGUUUGCAGACAGCAGGCACGCGAAAAGAAGAACAUUCCAAUGCCAUCCUCUUUUACUGUUUAAUAACCUCGUUUCGUUUCUCUGCCUUCUCUCUCAAUUUGUUGAAGACAAAUUGUGUUUUGUGAAAAAGUAUUAAGGCCAUGUUUGUAUCCUAUGCGGGUGAAUAUAUUGUGCAUCGCCAGUUUAUUAUCCUUGUGAAAAUUUCUCAGAUUUCUAAAAAUUUCCGAACCGUAAAAGGUUACAGUGGAUAUAAGUUACUGGAAAAGCUGUAGUUUAUAAUGACCCCAGCAUCUCUUUUUUUCUCCCUUGUUUCAGAAGUAGUCGACCAGCAGGCAACUAUGAUCGACGACUUGGGCCAGCCGUCUGAAGGCGGGAUUCGCAAGAUACAAGUGGGAUACAGACUACUACAAAUAGCGACUAAUUUAGAUUGCCUUGUUUUCUUGUUUGAGCAGAAAUCGACCGGGCAUACAAAGUGAAAUAAUUGGUCGCACCGGAGAAGAUUUUGUCCUUGUUUAACCACCGCCCUAUCUGCCACGGAAGAAAAUAUCCCGCAAUGUCACUUCGUUGCCCUGUCUGUGAGCAAUGUCACUUCCUCGCGCGCUGUGUCUUGAACAGUCGGCCGCCUAUUCUUAAGAGGAUGAAUGCCGGGACCACAACUCAUUUUAGAUUGUAGGUUUUAUAAUUCUUUUAAUUUAAAAAUUACAAUUUCACUA